Messenger RNA from Trichomonas vaginalis G3, 576 nucleotides. RefSeq names its product GTPase activator protein. The record is from RefSeq and is a predicted model, not a curated record. NCBI's taxonomy places the organism in Eukaryota, Parabasalia, Trichomonadida, Trichomonadidae. Gene Ontology annotation, biological process: signal transduction; activation of GTPase activity. Gene Ontology annotation, molecular function: GTPase activator activity. The transcript has a single exon. The coding region runs from base 1 to 576 and encodes 191 amino acids.
AUGUAUGCAACACCUUCACUUCAAGGGAAACCCCUUCAAUCACUCCAUUUAACAGAAGAUGGAGUUCCAGCAUUUGUACCAGAAUGCACAAGUUUCAUCAAAAAGUUUGCAAAAACAGUUGGAGUUUUCAGAAUUAAUGGAAACAAAUAUUAUAUUGAGGAAUUAUACCAUGUAUUAAAUCACAAAGAAGUAGCUAUUCCUCCAUGCUGUCAAGUCCAUGACGUUUCUGGAUUUUUGAAGAACUGGUUGAUGAACAUACCGGAACCAAUUCUUAUUCCGGAAGUAUUCAAUCAAUAUUACGUAGAGCUUAGAGAAGAAUCUAUUUACGAUGUAAUUAAAAAUCUCCCUCAAAUUAAUAGGAAAUGCUUAGCUUACAUCUUUUCUGCAAUAAAUGAAGUAUUCAUCAAUGCUCACGUGAACCAAAUGUCUAUGGCUAAUAUAUCUACUUGUUUCCAAACUUGUUUAACUCAGGAUUCUACCAGAUUUCACAACCAUGUACCAUUUCCAAAGAUUUUUCAGCCAUGCGUUAAAAUACUUAAUGAAACUGGAUCUGACUUUGAUAUUCCGGAUAUGUAA